Molecule: messenger RNA, 3074 nt
Organism: Daphnia pulex (common water flea)
Lineage: Eukaryota; Metazoa; Arthropoda; Branchiopoda; Diplostraca; Daphniidae
Product: intraflagellar transport protein 88 homolog
Exons: 16
Coding region: 395-2773 (792 amino acids)
Biological process (GO): non-motile cilium assembly; intraciliary transport
Cellular component (GO): ciliary basal body; non-motile cilium; ciliary base
Molecular function (GO): kinesin binding
Source: RefSeq, a predicted model, not a curated record
CUAGCUCACCUAGCUGACAAAGACAAACAGCAGUUGACUGUUGUCAUUUAGCAAUGGAAUGUCGUUAUUUUUUGGAGUUCAUUUUCUUAUCUGGAUAAAAAAUGAAUGGAGGAAUACAGCUGCAAGGCUGAAAAAUUUUCCAAGAUGCCCAAUCCUUUUAGAAUCAUUACUACUAGUCUACUACUACCUCUGAUAGGAAUUCAGAAGCAUAAGCGAGCAUAAGUUGCACCGGUGGUUAAAAUCAUAUCAACCUGUUUUCAACAAUGGGUUAGGAGAAAUUGUAACAAGUUUAAUUACAUUUCAUAGCUGAGAAUAUUGCUAAUAUGGCUGUCAUCAUCAAAGAAGCUAUUUCUGGCUGCAAUUUGGAAGUGAUCAUAUCUUUCAGUGAUAUAAUAUGGAUAAGUAUAACAUGGAAACGUAUGAUGAAGAUGAUCUUUAUUCUGGAUUCAAUGAAUUUCAUCCUACACUGAACACAUCUAGCCUCAUUCAAGACUCCCUAUCUAGAGAUGUUAAAAACCAGCAGUCAAUGCUACAGAUGCAGCAAUCAAGAGUGGUUACAGCAUCUCGUGGUGGGGUUCCAACUGCAGUUGCCAGACCAGUAACUGCAAUUCGUGGAGCAGGAUAUACUUCAUCAAGAUUGGCAACAGCCAGUCAGGUCUACGAUCCUUUGAAUCAAUCUGGCAGGGUUACAACACCAUUUUCAGAACCUAAAGCUGUUGAUCCGCCAGAAAAGCAGAUGAAAAUGCUGGAAAGUAGCAUACAACAAAUUAUAGAAGAAUCAAUUGUGGCUCACAGUAAAGAGGAAUUUAGAGUGGCACUAGACAAGGCCAAAGAAGCGGUCAAUAAAGAACGAAGUCUUAUACGUCAAAAGGAGCAAUCCGGCAUGGGGGAAUCGAAUAGCGACCUCGCUUUCAUGGUGCUGUUCAACCUAGCGAAUCAGUACGUCGGUAACGGACUGUUUUCAGAAGCCAUGUCGUCCUAUCAGCAGCUAAUUAAAAAUCGUUCUUUCGCCAACAUCGGUCGACUGCGACUCAAUACCGCCAAUUUACAUUUUCGUCUGGGACAGUACGCGCUCUCACUCAAGCAGUAUCGAAUGGCUUUAGAUCAAGUUCCGGCUCACUUUACAACAUUAAGGACGAAAAUAAUGCAGAACAUUGGCUUGCUGUUUAUCAAAAUGGGGCAGUACAACGACGCCUGUACGAGCUUCGAAUUUGUUAUGCAAGAAAAGCCCGACUUCAAAACUGGUUUACACAUGGUGCUCAGCUACUACGCCUUGGCAGAUCGGGAAAAUAUGCGCAAAUCGUUCCUUCGCUUGCUGGACGUUCGUGCCGAGUCGGACGAUUUUGAUAAACUGGUGCCGGAGGGUGACGCCCAGUGGAAUUCGUUGCGUGAAGCGUUGAAUAACGAUUCGUUACACCGUUUGGAGCGUCAGGCCAAAUUUGAAGGUGAAAGGUGCAUAUUGAUGGCCGCCAAGUUAAUCUCGCCUGUGAUCGAAGAUACUUUUAGUGUUGGCUACCAGUGGUGCGUCGAGGCCAUCAAAGAGUCAACCCACAAUCAUCUGGCAGACGAUUUGGAGAUCAAUAAAGCCGUACUCUUUCUACGCCAAAAGGACGUGGCCCUGGCUACCGAAACGCUGAGGAGCUUUGAAAAACGAUCCAGCAGAAUGGCUACCAACGCAGCUGUCAACCUGUCGACAAUUUAUUACCUACAAGGUGACAUAGCCAGCGCUGAAAAAUACGCCGAAGUGGCUAGAGAUUCGGAUCCUUACAAUGCGGCCGCCUUCGUCUGCUUAGGCAAUUGUUCACUCCGCCGAGCGGAUUACAAUAAAGCUCGCGAUUUUUUCCUUUUCGCUUUGGAUAAUGACGCUGCUUGUGUGGAAGCCCUGUACAAUCUCGGUCUGACGUACAGAUCAACAAACCAACUUGAAAAAAGCCUGGAACAAUUUGUCAAACUGCAGAUGGUCCUGCGUCAUCAGCCCGAAGUUCUUUUCCAGGUCGCCAGUCUCAACGAGGAGCUCGGCAACGACGAACAAGCGAUUGAAUGGUAUUUGCAGGUCCAUACGGUCGUGCCGUCCGACGAAGGCGUUCACCAGAAACUAGGCGAAACGUUCGAUCGCCUAGGAGACAGGCAACAGGCUUUCCAAUAUUAUUCAGAUUCCUAUCGUCACUACCCGUCGAAUUUGGAAGUCAUUCGCUGGUUGGCGGCCUAUUUCACGGAGAUGCAUGUCCCUGAGAAAGCCAUUGCCCUGUACGAACGUGCCGGACAAAUGCGACCCAACGAAGCUCAGUGGCCCUUGGCAGUGGCGAGCUGCACUCAGCGAGUUGGAAACUACCAUAAAGCGCUGCAGAUUUUGAAGAGCACUCGCUCCAAGUUCCCCGAGAAUAUCGAGUGUUUGAGGGCCCUGAUCCGGUUGUGCACGGACCUCGGUCUCAAGGAGGCGGGCGACUAUGCAUCCGAUUUACGUAAACUGGAGCACAGCCAGAACGAAGCGAGUCAGGAGAAUAAGCGAACUGGCACAAGCGUGACCUAUAGCAGCGGGAGGGGAUCACGAUUGAGUUCAGCGGCUAGCGGAAUCGACACCAUUCUGAAAAGCCAACCCACUUCGGCGGAAUCGCUGUCUAAUAAACCGACUAGUUCCUACCAAACGACUCCCAUCGACACGAGUUACCAGGAUCAACUGGGCCCACUGCAGGAGCGUCCGAAAACCAGCCGCCGGCUGAUGACUGUCGAAUCGGAUGAUCUGGAUGUGGGCAGCGAUCUGUUGCCUCUUUGAACACAGCCCAGCCUCUGUGCAGUGCACUCUUCCUGAUUUUGUAAUCUGGGAGGAGGGGGGGAAAGAAGAAAAGAGGAUGCGAACUGUUUAUCUCUCUACACGCACUCCGGGUAAUUGUUUUCCGGUCCAUUGAUUGUGUAAUCACCCGGCACGACUUCAUUCCGCUAAACUGAAAAGAAAGCGAAAAACCUAUAAAAGUUUACGCUGGAACGUUGUGUACUUGCAUAACGCUGUACAAAUUUACAACAAUAAAAAGAAAAGUGGGGGCAACACAGUUUGUCUCGCUAAAAUUAGUCGGAAA